Cyphellophora europaea CBS 101466 is the source of this 417-nucleotide messenger RNA. RefSeq lists its product as uncharacterized. Gene Ontology annotation, biological process: Mo-molybdopterin cofactor biosynthetic process. The transcript has a single exon. Lineage: Eukaryota; Fungi; Ascomycota; Eurotiomycetes; Chaetothyriales; Cyphellophoraceae. The coding region runs from base 1 to 417 and encodes 138 amino acids. The record is from RefSeq and is a predicted model, not a curated record. Gene Ontology annotation, cellular component: cytosol.
AUGUCCACCACGCCACAAGCCGUAUCCGCCUCCAAUGCAUCCCAAGAUGCGAAGGGUGAUGCGCCGCCUCAAGGACUCAGCAGCAGCACGAGCACGACGGGCGCGGCGGACAAACAGGGCACAUUCACGCUCCUCCUCUUCGCCUCCGCCUCCACGGUCGCCAACAACACCGACUCCCUCACGCUGGAGGCGCCCAUGACGUUGAAGCAGCUGUUUGAGAUGCUGGAGGAAAAGUUUCCCGGCAUGAAGAGGAAGGUGUUGAGGAGUGCGGCGGUGACGGUCAAUUUGGAGUAUGUGGAUUUUGAGGUUGGGGAGGAUGGCGGGGUUGUUGAGCUGGAUGAUGUGCAGGGGGACGGGAAGGUGUGGUUGAGGGCUGGGGAUGAGGUGGCUGUUGUGCCGCCUGUUAGUAGUGGGUAG